AGGGAGAGGGAGCCGCAGGCCCGGGCGGCUGCACCCUUUUCUCUCUUCGCCGCCGGCGCGGCCAGAGAGCGGGGGGAGCUGAGCAAAAGCCGGAGCAGAGAGGCGCUGAGCGGAGAGGACGGCCGAGCCCGGGGCCGGGCCCGAGCCCGGGCCGAGCUGCCCAGAGGGCCUCUGACAGCAGAGGAGUGGGCAGAGCUGAGGGCCAGAUGGCCGCAGCGCAAGAGCCGCUUCGAGGUCGGCGUGAUGGAGCGGCUGCUGUCGACCGGCGGCGACCUGGACGUGGCCAAGUCCUUGUUGGCUUUCGCGGCCGCCCGGAGCCACGGCGACAGCAAUGGCGGCGGAGGCGGCGGCCUGAGUUACGAGCUGCUGCUCAAGUACCUGGCGCUGUGUGUGAAGGGCGGCCACGGAGCCGAGGUGGGCGACGUGUACCAGAUCCUGAGGAGCCGGUUUAAGGCCCUGGACACGGGAGCUCACAGCCUCCUCAUCAGCGGCUUCAGCCCGACCGAGCGCUGGAGGGAGGCCGCGGCCUUGCUCGACGCCCUCAAGCGGCUGGUCACGCCGUCGGCCAGGAAUUACGGCGACGUGAUGGCGGCCGCCCUGAGGCACGGGGAGGCGGAGACGGCCUGGGCGCUGUACCGGGAGAUGGUGGAGGGCAACGGCGGCAACGGCAACGGCGGCAACAACGCCCGCCCCCGCCUGAGGCCGAGCCAAGAGACCCUGCAAAGCUUCUUCGACUGCUGCAGACCCCCCCUCCAGCAGCACACCGAGCACACGGCCAAGAUCCACGCCAUCCUCUCCUACCUGAGAGACGGCCACGAGUACCCCGGGGAGCGCGCGGUGCACAGCAUCAGGCUCUGGUUUGAAAGCAUUCCAGAUGAAAAAUGGGAAGGGCGUUACACCACCAUUUCGAAUAGUGGGAAAUGCCGUAGCUGUAACACGUUGCUGGAAUCCAUUUCCUUGAGUGAAGAAGAAUAUAGUGAACUAAGAAAGCGAGUGUUGAACGAUGUUAUACAAGGCAAUGAUGUUUUUAAGAAGACUACUCCUCUGGAACUUGAACAUUUCCAAGCCUUUGUGAAAAGGAGGCCUCCUUUUGAUGUGGUAAUUGAUGGCUUAAACGUUGCUAACAUCUCGGCUAAGGUUAGCCAGUCCAAGACUCUUCUUGAUGUAGUUUCUCACCUUGCACAACAAGGCCUGCGACUACUUGUGUUGGGUCGCAAGCACAUGCUGAGAGGAACUCGUAGCUGGGACAGAAAUCACAUGGCUGCUGUACAAAAGUAUGCUGAUUGCUUCUUCACAGAAGACAUCUCUGAAGAUGACCCUUUUCUGUUAUAUGCAACAAUCCAGUCAGGCAAUCACUGUAGAUUCCUUAGUAGAGAUUUAAUGCGGGAUCAUAAAGCUUGUUUGGUUGACACCAGCACCCAAAGAUUAUUCUUCAAGUGGCAGCGUGGACACCAACUUGUCCUGUCAACAUACAAUCCAUGGGGCAAAAUAAAAUUUGAGAUCAUGCCACAGUAUGACACUAUAGUACAGACCACGGGUGACACCUGGCAUAUACCAUAUGAUGAAGAAGGAGUCGAGAGAUGCUCCUAUGAAGUUCCACAUAAAUGGUUAUGUCUUAAAAAACACUGAGGAAAAACAUCAGCUGCAAAUUUUGACGAUGCUAAGAUUGUGUCAAAUACCAAGCAAAUACCCCUUGGUUAGAAGAAAACAUUGUUGUAAAUAUAUGUAAAUUGAUUAUUUGAAUUUAAUUUGCCACAUGUGUAUAAUUUUUUUAAAUAAAAUUGAAAGCAUAAGAUGACUUGUGAUUUCUGUACAAUAUAUGCAAUUUACCAUUACUCUUUUCAUUGAGGGAACACAAAUCUUUUUUAAAACAAGUUUAAAACUUGUUGCACAUAGCUUCACUAACGGUUCCAGAUUUGACAUUUUAACUAAGAUCAAUAUUACUCUCUGUGUGUGGGGGUGGUAUUUGGAAUUAAACAAUAACUCACAACAGACUAUUGUGCCAAGUACUGUUGUGUGCUCUGCCAGAUAUUAAUCAGCAGUUGGAUUGAAUACCUUAAGGGAAAUUCCUCUGUCAUAAAAGAUUGCAGAAAUUUAAUACUGAGUGUUUGUAUUGAUAGAUGAAACAUAUCCAGGGUGAUGGUCUAUGCAAAAGCAACUACUGGACUCAGAACGCACACUUCAUAGUGGAAUAUAUAAAAAUUAUCACAGUGACCAUCAGUUGAAGUUUAUUUGGGGUACAUUGACACUAUCCAAUUCAAAGAUCUAAUUUAUUCCACUUUAGUUUAAAAUGCAAUACUGGAGGGGAGCCAAAGGAGGGAAACACCAGGUAAAAUUACUGUAGGAAACUGAAGCUAAAGUGUCAACUAAUGCUGUUAAAAUAACAAGAUACUAGUUAUGAAGGAUCAUUAUUCUGUUCACAAUAGCGUCAGCUUGAAUACAAGAACAAUCGGUGAUCAGUUCCUAAAAUGCUUAGGCUUGGAAUGGUUUUGUACAUUACAUAGCUUUUUCUAUGUCAUGCUCCCUAAUAAAGCCAGAUAAAACCCCUCGUUUGCUUUUGUUGCCUUCUCUGCAUUCCAAAGUUGUAAUUGUGUUAAGUCAUCAAACCAACAGCCAGAGUAAACUACUU
This is a messenger RNA of Callorhinchus milii (elephant shark), 2629 nucleotides long. It is a transcript of the gene prorp, whose product is annotated as protein only RNase P catalytic subunit. The record is from RefSeq and is a predicted model, not a curated record. The annotation marks the transcript as partial. The transcript is spliced from 7 exons. Gene Ontology annotation, molecular function: protein binding; ribonuclease P activity. Lineage: Eukaryota; Metazoa; Chordata; Chondrichthyes; Chimaeriformes; Callorhinchidae. Gene Ontology annotation, cellular component: mitochondrion; mitochondrial ribonuclease P complex. Gene Ontology annotation, biological process: tRNA 5'-leader removal; mitochondrial tRNA 5'-end processing.